Cladocopium goreaui is the source of this 3153-nucleotide messenger RNA. NCBI's taxonomy places the organism in Eukaryota, Dinophyceae, Suessiales, Symbiodiniaceae. The record is from the annotation of a GenBank genome assembly.
GAGCUGCAACUGGAAGAACUACUGGGCACUGGCAGCACGGCAGAGGUGUACCGGGCCGGUUGGCACGGCACUGACGUGGCCGUGAAGAAGUUACGCAGCACCGGACAACUCAGCACCGAAUUCAAGCGCGAGAUUUCGGUGCUGCUGCGCCUGCGGCAUCCCAAUUUGGUGCUCUUCAUGGGCGCGUGUACAAAGGCUCCUCAAGCGCUGAUCAUCUCAGAGUUCUGCGCGGGCGGAACCAUCUUCGCCUUGCUCCACCAGCGCAAAGACCUGCAGCUGCCAUGGGGUCAGCGCUUGCAGGUCGCCCUGGAUGUGGCCAAGGGCAUGAAUUUCCUUCACCGGCGGCAGGUGGUGCAUCGGGAUUUGAAAUCCUUGAAUUUGCUCCUGACGGCACCCCUGCGAAGCAAUGAGGAUAUUCCGGCUGUGAAGGUCUCAGACUUUGGUCUCUCCAGAGCUUUCCCUUCAGCACCACAACAGGUGUGUAUGACCAGCGGGGCUGGCACCUAUCAUUGGAUGGCCCCAGAGGUCUUAUCCGGGCAAAGCUACGAUGAGAAGGUGGAUGUUUAUUCCUACGGCAUUUGCUUGUACGAACUGAUCACACGGCGGAUUCCCUACGAUACCUCCGGCCUUGAACCCGUGUCCAUCGCCGUGGCGGUGAGUCGCGGCAAGCGACCGGAUCCCAAGGUGGUUCCACAGGAUUGCCCCGCCGAUUUGCGCUUCACCAUGAAGUGUUGCUGGGCACACCGCGGGGAAACCCGGAGCCGCGUCCCAGUGGCCGCCCGGGCUUUGACACAAUCCUGGUGCCCUGGUUGCGGGGAGAUGUCAGGUAUCCUUGGUGCUUCAGGAAUCACGGCUAGCAAGUCCAAAGGGAACGCUGAAUCCACUGGUUUUUGGAGCCUUGUGGCCUUUCCCCAUGGUGUCAGAAACCUUGAAGUUGGUGAAGGGAUGCAGGACACAGGUUGUGACCCAUCGCCCACGGAAUUCGCUGUGAGUCUGGUCUGUUUUAUCAUCCAAUUCCCCUUGGGGAUGAUUCGAGAACCUCAGUUCUCACAGUUCUUUAGGCGUCUAACUGCGCUCUUGCUGGGAUUCGCGUUGGCCUAUGAAUCGGGCCGCGAGAACAACACUGCCUUUCUGAUGCUUCAGAAACGUGACCAUGUGGAGAAAGCUCGACUGCGCGUCGAUCAGUCCGAAUGGAUCAACGUGUGUUACUUCACCAAUUGGGCGCGCUACCGUAACGGCCUCGGCAACGUAGGCAAGGAUUCCUUUGAGAUGGGUUUGGACGGGGAUUUGUGCACCCACUUCAUGUACGGUUUCGUCUUCGUUCAAGCCGGCGGCGCCAACGGUGGCUACAUGCUGAAGAGCAACGACCCCAACGCAGAUCAUCCCAGUGGCAGCGAAGAUCAGGAUGGCCUGUGCCCUGACGUCUGUUACGACCCCAGUUUCAGACCUGACUGGAACGAUCCCGAUGGUGAGAGGUGCGACUGGCCAUGCUCACCGCAGCGCACCUUGAGGGGCUACGAAGGGUUGACCAAAGGGAUGAAGGCCAAGAAUCCCAACAUCAAGGCGCUGGCCAGUGUGGGAGGUUGGAACUUCAACCUUUGCAGCGCCAAAGGGAGCGAGGUUUGGAACCAGGGCGAUAUGACCUGCGAGAUCUUCAGCGAGAUCGCCGCCAGCGAGGCCAAGACGCGUUUGUUCGCCGCGAACAUCAUCGAGUUCUGCGAGAAGUGGGGCUUCGAUGGCUUUGACUUGGACUGGGAAUAUCCUGUGGUGGCCGGGCACAACCGCAAGGAUUUAUCUGAAGCACCGGAGGAUUAUGCGAAUUAUGUCAACAUGCUGAGGAUUCUGAAGGAAGAGUUCACCCAGCACAAGCCCAGUCAGCCCCUGUUGCUGACCGCUGCGGUGGGCGUUGGCAAGUCCACAGCGGAGACCGCCUAUGAUAUCCCGGGCAUGAGCCAGUACCUGGAUUUGAUGAAUCUGAUGACCUACGACCUCCACGGCACCUGGGAAGAUCGCACUGGCUGCGUGGCGCCGCUCUACACCACCCCGGAGGAUGAACGACUGGCAGGCUACCCCUUGAGCGUCUCCUGGGCCAUCGAUUUUUGGCUUGAGAAGGGAGCCCCAGCCUCCAAGAUGACCAUGGGCAUCCCCGCCUAUGGUCGCGGCUGGAAGCUGAAAUCCAAUAGCAACAGUGGCAUCAACGCGCCCACGGAUGGAGCAUGUGCAAAGGGGACCAGCACAGGCGAAGAGGGCUUUCGUGCUUACUACGAGAUCACUGACCGGAUCUCUCGCGGAGCAACGAAAACACACGACCCAGUCCGGGUUUGUGACUACAUGGUGGCCGACGGUGAGUGGGUAGGCUUCGAUGAUGUGGACACGGUUUGUGCCAAGUUGCGCUUCGCCCAGAGCCGCGGUCUCGCAGGUUCCAUGGUGUGGGCGCUGGAUUUGGACGAAUUUACGAAGGGAUACACCUUGAUCAGCCUGCUGAGUUCCGGAGGCAGCACGUGUGGCGCAACCACCAGCCAGGCAUCCACUACAACCACAACUACUACUGCUGGUGCCACCACCACCACGACAAGGGCAAGCACCACAGCAGGUACUACCAGCACAGCUGGCACCACAACUGCGCGGACCACUGCUCCAGUGACGACUACCACCACGCAGAGCAGUGGCACUGGCACUUGCAUCCACAACACGGAUUGCGCGACAAGUGAUUGGUGUGACCAGAAGGAGGUCUACGAGACGUGGUGCGCCCAACGUCCCGACUGCCCCUGGCCCUACUGCCUGCGCAGCGGCUCCACUGGUUCCACCACCGGCGAAACAAGCACCAGGACAACCACUCAGGGCGCCACCACGACCGCCACCACUGCGGUGACCACGACUGUCACAACGUGCAUUCACAACACUGACUGCGACACCAGCGACUGGUGCGAUCAAAAAGAGGUCUAUGAGACCUGGUGCGCUCAGCGACCAGAUUGUCCCUGGCCGUACUGCCUCCGCAGUGGCUCCAGUUCUACCACGGUCACCACAGUCCCUGCAGGGUGUCGUGCCACGACUUCGGAGUGGGGAGCCACUGAUGCAAAGUGCGAAGCAGCAUGUGGCAGACUUGCCACAGGGGUUUGGCCUUGUGGCCAAGGAGGGCCAUGUGCGUGUUGA